Lagopus muta (rock ptarmigan) is the source of this 432-nucleotide messenger RNA. It is a transcript of the gene ROMO1, whose product is annotated as reactive oxygen species modulator 1. NCBI's taxonomy places the organism in Eukaryota, Metazoa, Chordata, Aves, Galliformes, Phasianidae. The record is from RefSeq and is a predicted model, not a curated record. Gene Ontology annotation, biological process: protein import into mitochondrial matrix; protein insertion into mitochondrial inner membrane. Gene Ontology annotation, cellular component: TIM23 mitochondrial import inner membrane translocase complex. Bases 106 to 345 code for a protein of 79 amino acids. The transcript is spliced from 2 exons.
GCCGCUCCGCCCCUUCCGUCCGUACCGGAAGUGGAGGCCGAGGCGGCGGUGCGGGGCGGUGCGGGGAGCCGAGCGCGGAGUUGAGCGCGGAGCGCUGUGUUGCAGAUGCCCGUGACCGUGGGCCCGUACGGGCAGUCGCAGCCCAGCUGCUUCGACAGAGUGAAGAUGGGCUUCGUGAUGGGCUUCGCCGUGGGCAUGGCCGCGGGAGCGCUGUUCGGUACCUUCUCGUGCCUCAGGAUUGGCAUGAGAGGACGAGAGCUGAUGGGCGGCGUUGGCAAAACGAUGAUGCAGAGCGGUGGGACGUUCGGGACGUUCAUGGCUAUAGGCAUGGGAAUCCGCUGCUGAACCGGAGCUCGGGCUUCUAAUCCAAAGCGUCCCUGCGCAGCCACCCCCUGUACCAUAAUCAAUAAAGUCUUUAGAUACUGAAAUGCA